Molecule: messenger RNA, 472 nt
Organism: Aphanomyces astaci
Lineage: Eukaryota; Oomycota; Saprolegniomycetes; Saprolegniales; Verrucalvaceae
Exons: 2
Coding region: 29-235 (68 amino acids)
Biological process (GO): endoplasmic reticulum unfolded protein response
Cellular component (GO): endoplasmic reticulum
Source: RefSeq, a predicted model, not a curated record
UUUUGAUCCACGUGUCAUCGCCAGCAUCAUGACCAACCCGUCGACGCCGGCUAAGCUCCGCCUUCGCAACGAGAAGCACUCGAGCAACAUCACCAAGCGCGGCCUCGUCCCCUCCAGCACAAGGAUCUCUCACGACGGAUACAAAGUUGGCCCUGUGCUCUUAGGCUUUCUAUUCUUUCUCGUAGUGGGGUCAGCGGUCCUGGAAGUCCUUCGAUCGUCUCAAUUUGGACUGUAAGCUCCACGACAGACGAACCCUCGUAAUAUCAUGUAUCCACAACCUUUGCUCGAUAUGUGCUGGACACUAAACCAACGCAUGCCACCCGCUCUGCGCACAUUUCCACGAGCUAGCUCAAGCUAGGAAGUAAUACACGAGCAUAUCGGUCAUAAGGGCUGUACCACUACAGUACUGAAGCUACUCAGUCUUCUGACAACGUCCAUCAUAUCUUGAAUGGCAUCUUGCUUAUGGGGCUAC